Molecule: messenger RNA, 1251 nt
Organism: Plenodomus lingam JN3
Lineage: Eukaryota; Fungi; Ascomycota; Dothideomycetes; Pleosporales; Leptosphaeriaceae
Gene: PGK1
Product: phosphoglycerate kinase
Biological process (GO): glycolytic process; gluconeogenesis
Cellular component (GO): cytosol
Molecular function (GO): ATP binding; phosphoglycerate kinase activity; ADP binding
Source: RefSeq, a predicted model, not a curated record
AUGUCUCUCUCAAACAAGCUGUCAAUCGCCGAUGUUGACCUCAAGGGCAAACGCGUCCUGAUUCGAGUGGAUUUCAACGUCCCACUCGAUGGCGACAAGAUCACAAACAACCAACGCAUUGUCGGAGCUCUCCCCACAAUCAAGCAUGCGAUCGACAAUGGAGCCAAGGCUGUCAUCCUCAUGUCGCACCUCGGCCGUCCGGACGGAAAGCCCAACCCGAAGUACAGCCUCAAGCCGGUUGUUCCCGAACUCGAGAAGCUGCUUGGAAAGAGCGUCACUUUUACCGGUGACUGUGUUGGCAAGAAAGUAGAGGAGACUGUCAACAGCGCUAGCAAUGGACAAGUCAUUCUAUUGGAGAACUUGCGCUUCCACGCCGAGGAGGAGGGCAGCUACAAGGAUGACGAGGGCAAGAAGCAGAAGGUUGACAAGAGCAAGAUUGAUGAGUUCAGGAAAGGAUUGACUGCCUUGGGAGACAUCUACAUCAAUGAUGCUUUCGGUACCGCCCACCGUGCUCACAGCUCCAUGGUUGGUGUCGAUCUUCCCCAAAAGGCUUCAGGCUUCCUUGUCAAGAAGGAGCUCGACUACUUCGCAAAGGCGCUCGAAGAGCCCAAGAGGCCCUUCCUUGCCAUCCUCGGCGGUGCCAAGGUCUCAGACAAGAUCCAACUCAUCGACAACCUGCUAGGCAAGGUUGACAGCUUGAUCAUCUGCGGUGGUAUGUCAUUCACAUUCAAGAAGACACUCGAAGGUGUCAAGAUCGGCAAUAGCUUGUUCGAUGAGGCCGGCAGCAAGACAGUCAGGGAUCUCGUUGAGAAGGCAAAGAAGAACAAUGUCAAGAUUGUUCUGCCAGUCGACUACAUCACAGCCGACAAGUUCGACAAGGACGCAAAGACCGGCUACGCCACAGAUGAGGAGGGCAUCCCAGAUGGAUGGAUGGGUCUCGACUGUGGCGAAAAGUCAAUCAAGUUGUACAAAGAGGCAAUCAGCGAGGCAAAGACCAUUCUUUGGAACGGUCCAGCCGGAGUAUUCGAAUUCGACGCCUUCGCAAAGGGUACUAAGGAGACGCUCGAUGCGGCUGUCGAGGCUGCGCAAAGCGGUAAGAUUGUCAUCAUCGGUGGUGGUGACACUGCUACUGUCGCCGCAAAGUAUGGUGUCGAGGACAAGCUGUCCCACGUCUCGACUGGUGGCGGUGCGUCGCUGGAGCUUCUUGAGGGCAAAGACCUGCCUGGUGUGUCUGCGCUGUCAAGUAAGUAA